UGAAUCACGAGUUUCCUAUUCAUUUGGAGCAGCGAGUUUCCUUUUUUUGACCCUCGUCGGCCACCGUAGUAAGCCACUUCCCAAACAUCAACAUGACGGCGGUUGCUCCCUCUUCUUGUCUUGGUGAAUCUCUCUGUGAAUCUCUCAGUGUCCGUGAGCAGGAGCUUCUCGCUGCUUCACUGCUUCUCUGAUGAUAGUUAGAGGAACAUCCCCCGACAGGCUGAGCUGAAACAUGGAGUAUCUGCUGCAGGUGAAGAUCGGCGCUCUGGUCGGUUUAUUGCUGCUAACGCUUUUCUUUGGAUCUAUCCCCGCCCGGGUCAAAUGGUUCAGACGCACUAAUGGAACAGAAACCCACCGCACAGUCCUGAGCCUGAUCAGCUGUUUUGCCGGAGGGGUUUUCCUGGCAGCAUGUCUGCUCGACAUCAUUCCAGAUUAUCUGUCGGACAUCAGCACGGAGCUGGACGUUCGGAAGGUGGCGACCAGCUUCCCUCUUCCGGAGUUCAUCAUGGCCUCCGGCUUCUUCAUGGUGCUCAUCCUAGAGAAGAUGGUGCUGACCUGCAAGGACAUGGGGGGGGCUCCGGAGGAGAGGGCCCCCCUUAUAGCCGACGACAGACACGGGCACGGCCACGGCCACCGAGCGAGCGCUGAUCUGGAGAGCAGCGGCCACCACGUCCACGUUGACUUUCAGGCUCAUUCCCCGUUUCGUUCCUUCAUGCUCUUCCUCUCGCUUUCGCUUCACUCCGUGUUUGAGGGUCUCGCCAUCGGCCUCCAGAACACAGACUCAAAGGUGUUGGAGAUCUGCAUUGCUAUACUCGUCCACAAGAGCAUCAUCGUGUUCAGCCUGUCAGUGAAGCUGGUCCAGAGCGCAGUCCGUCCACUGUGGGUGGCGGCUUACAUCGGCGUGUUCGCCCUCAUGUCCCCUCUAGGCAUCGGGAUCGGCAUCAGCGUGGUGGAGGCCCAGCUAGCGUCCGGAGCGCUGAUCCAGUGCAUCCUGGAGGGGCUCGCCGCGGGGACGUUUAUUUACAUCACCUUCAUGGAGAUCCUCCCACAUGAGCUCAACUCCCCCGGGAAGCAGCUGCUCAAGGUGCUCUUCAUCCUGCUGGGCUUCAGCGUCAUGGCAGCUCUGACGUUAAUAGGAUGAGAUCAGUCGGGACGUGGCCUCUGGACUCUCUGAUCCGACUGCUGCGGCCGGGAGACGUUUGUACAAAAGGAAAAAUGGUCUCCAGUUGACAGCAGCUGUUGAUGUUUAAGUGUUUUUAAAAUACCACAGAUUCGUAUAUAUACAAACAUUUUUUUUAAAAGGAUUUAAAGUUAAGAGGAAUAACCUGCUGCAAAAAAAGUACACAGAGGAAAGAAGGGGUGCAAAAUGAGUUCCUCUGUGUUUCACUGGUCGUGUUCGGACACAUACUUUGUGGCAUCAAACCAAUCCCCUAGGCCACGCUCUGCAGCAAGAAGGUUGCCGGUUCGAAUCCCACUCUAUCCCAUCUGCAUGCCUAAGUGUCCUUGGCAAGAUACUGAACCCCUAGAUGGCCCCUCAUAAAAUGAUGAGUGUUCUAAAAAAAAAAAAAUGUAAGUCGCUUUGGAUAAAAGCGUCAGCUAAAUGUAAUGUAAUGUAAUGUAACCCACUGGCGCAGACAUUAAACCACUGGAAACACAA
Platichthys flesus (European flounder) is the source of this 1657-nucleotide messenger RNA. It is a transcript of the gene slc39a1, whose product is annotated as solute carrier family 39 member 1. Gene Ontology annotation, cellular component: plasma membrane. Gene Ontology annotation, molecular function: zinc ion transmembrane transporter activity. The transcript has 4 exons. Gene Ontology annotation, biological process: zinc ion transmembrane transport. Lineage: Eukaryota; Metazoa; Chordata; Actinopteri; Pleuronectiformes; Pleuronectidae. Bases 233 to 1141 code for a protein of 302 amino acids. The record is from RefSeq and is a predicted model, not a curated record.